CUUUCCACCUGCUAACCUUGGUCUCCCUCUUUGCCUAACAUAAACCUGCCUCCCCCAUCUACCCACCAUACAGACCGUCUCUCUCUGCAUGGGCUCCUUUGCAUGCAUAUAUAUAGAUAUAUAUGUAUGUAUGUGUAUACAUUGUCUUUUCCGUCGAGAAGCUUGAUUCCAUUGCCACGCGAGUGUUCUUCACAUCAUGGCUGCCGCGGGCAUUGUAGAUCCCACCAAAGCGGGCAAAUACCCAGUCGUCCUCAGUGAUGCCCUCCUGGGCAAGAGAUCGAGCGAAGUCUACACAGGUGUAAGAUGUAAGCGACGCCAAGUGCUCUCCUUCUUACGGGCAGUAUUGCUGCGAACAACGACGGCUGGCUGACAUGCUCGGAACCAGACAACCAUAGACCAGAAGCACCG
Molecule: messenger RNA, 408 nt
Organism: Truncatella angustata
Lineage: Eukaryota; Fungi; Ascomycota; Sordariomycetes; Amphisphaeriales; Sporocadaceae
Exons: 1
Coding region: 197-370 (57 amino acids)
Source: RefSeq, a predicted model, not a curated record